AUGGACUCCACUGAAAUACAAACAGAAAUUUGGAAUCAGAGAAUUACAGUUUCUAUCAACCUCAGCAACCAAGUCGAGUCCAAGAUGUGCCUUCCCUACAUUGCUCUUCUCCCCCGAGUGUCCUACCUCGUCCUCCUCAAGAAGGAACUGCUCUCCCACUUUUUCCAUUCCAUCAGAGAAGACAAAUUGAAGGAAUAUUCCAAGCAAAUGUGGCUGGAAUGGAAAGGGAGGGCAAUCCGCUGGGACUACCCGACCGGUCUCCUCCACGACCUGUACGGCGGAUCCACCGUGUGGAGUCUCCGACUGCAUGUGGAGGUGGUGGUCUCCGAGUAUUCCAGAACUACCCACUGGCCAACAUAA
This is a messenger RNA of Octopus sinensis (East Asian common octopus), 360 nucleotides long. RefSeq names its product autophagy protein 5-like. Bases 1 to 360 code for a protein of 119 amino acids. The record is from RefSeq and is a predicted model, not a curated record. The transcript has a single exon. Lineage: Eukaryota; Metazoa; Mollusca; Cephalopoda; Octopoda; Octopodidae. Gene Ontology annotation, cellular component: Atg12-Atg5-Atg16 complex; cytoplasm; phagophore assembly site membrane. Gene Ontology annotation, biological process: C-terminal protein lipidation; nucleophagy; autophagosome assembly.